Molecule: messenger RNA, 1086 nt
Organism: Arctia plantaginis
Lineage: Eukaryota; Metazoa; Arthropoda; Insecta; Lepidoptera; Erebidae
Source: the annotation of a GenBank genome assembly
AUGAGUAUUAGAGUGCGAAUCGCAGAAGCUAGAAGAUUUAUAGUCGACUGCCUGAAAGCUGCUGGGGCGAACGAAACCCCGGCAAUGCAACAGGCAGAGCUAUUUAUUCAAGCGGAUAGAAUGGGACAUCAAAGCCAUGGACUCAAUAGAUUAGAAAGCUGUGUUAAUGACAUCACGAAUAAAGUUUGUGAACCUAAUAAUGAGCCAGAAAUAAUAAAAGAAAGCCGAUCAACAGCAUGGAUAGACGCUCGCAACUGCUUAGGUGCCACUUCAAGUCAACUGGGCAUGGACUUAGCUGUGACGAAAGCUAAAGAUACUGGAAUUGGAUGGGUCAGCGUAAAGGGGUCAAAUCAUAAUGGAAUGCUUGGUUAUUGGGCAAAAUUAGCCGCAAAGAAAGGAUUCAUUGGAUUGGCUUUCGCUAACUCAGCCCCCCUUGUAGCACCGACCAGAAGCAAAAAGGCGGCUUUGGGUACAAAUCCAUUGGCAGUAGUGGCCCCAGCAGGCGAUGACGAAUUCUUCUUUCUUGAAAUGGCCACUUCAGCGGUUACUCUGGGCGUGAUAGAAAUGAGGCGAAAAGUACACAUGUAUAUACCAGACGGAUGGGCACUGGGCCUCGAUGGCAGGGCAACCACAGACCCUGAAGAGGCUAUGAGAACAUCAGUUCUAAUGCCUUUGGGAGGAGGUGAGACCACAUCAGGAUACAAAGGAUAUGGUCUAUGUGCAGCUGUGGAGUUGCUAACUGGAAUGUGUGCAGGUUCAAACUACGCCCACCAUAUUCAGCCAUUGGGAGCAUCUACGGCUGACAAUCCAGCAAACCUGGGUCAAACUUUUAUCUGUGUGAAUCCUAAUUCCUUUGCGCCCGGCUUUCACACACGAUUAUUAGAGUGCAUGCAAUACUGGAGGCAGUUAGAACCGGUGGAUGCUGAGAAGCCAGUUAUAGCACCAGGUGACAUAGAGAAAAUGGCAGCUGAAGCCACAGACGCAAGAAACGCCAUCUUAUAUUUACCAUAUCAAAUAUCAAUUUGCGCUGCCCUUGCCGAAAAACUGAAUGUUAAACAUAUAGAAACAAUUGUUGAUAAAGAAUAA